UGGCAACUGAGCAACUGAAUGACUGACUCACUGGGCAGCAGAAUACAAAAGUCACUUUAGUUCCAAGCAGAUUUUACGUACGUGCGGGUGUAUCACUCUGUGUCGGAGUCAAUGAAAAAUUAAUCACACACUCACCAGCCAGAGCAGCAGCAACAACAAGAGCUACAGAAAAAAAAAGAGAUUCAUAAUUGCAACUGAAGCUCACUCACACAUACCGACAGACACACAAACACACACACAUAGACAUACUCACUCGCUCACGAAUUCAAAGGAAGAAGAAAAAAACCAACAGCGAUUAAAGUAAUUGCAAAUUUAAUUAACUUAACUAGACAACGAACGAGCGACACUGCCAGUCGUCAGUCAGUCAGUUAAUGGCAGUAGCUUCAAAUAGUGAGCGGUAGCAGGCAUCCGACCGAAAGUGUUUUUUUGUAAUAACUAAACGAAUGAAGAGAAGUGAAGUGCAGUGCAGUGUGACUGACGGACCGACGAACCGACUGAUUGAAGGCAUGUCCCGCCGACCACUACCAAGCGACGACGGUGAUACCCAUAAGUAAUUACUGCUGUUGUUGUUGGUAGUUAAGUAAUUACAUGCAUUGUUUGUUUGUGGCAUUCAUACGUUGCAAUUGUUGCCAGUGUUUUUGAAUGUGUGCGUGCGUGCUAAAAUUAUUAUUAUUUCAAUUAUUGUGACAGGUCACGUGAUUUGUUGGCAAUACAACAAAUAAUUAGCAAUACUCAAAGAAAACAACAACAAAUUAAAAAAAAAACAUAAUUAGUGCCAACCAGUGUUUAAUUUAGUCGAAUUGUGCAAUCAAAAAUAAAGGCGCUCCAUGCCUAACGCCACCUUGUGUUGGAUUUAACCUCAUCAACUUGAAAUUUCAAUCAAUACUCUUCGAAAUCACGUUCCCUUGAUCCGGAACAUCUUCGUGGGAGAUUGUCCUGUGUACCUAUUAUGGAAAGUAACGCCUUUGGAAGCAGUCACAUACCGUCACAAGCAUUGGUCGUUUUAUCGGAGGCUGCUUCCGGUUUGCAUGAGGCUCUAAGAGGACAACGUCCAUUCCCCGCACGGUUACCUGACGCCAAAGAUCUCCACAACAUGUCACUAGUCGGCAGUUAUGGCUCCCACUUGCUGCACACCUUCCAUCCCCAUCUCCUGCAGACCCUCAACCACAACAUGCUGGCGGCAAAUGGCUCAGCGGCGGCGGCCAGUUACUUUGCCAGCGAACGAGCCGCUCUGGGCAAGCCGUCAGUGUUGGGUAAUUUCCAAUUGCCAUCGGCAUUUUCACCGCCAAAAUACAUUGGAAUUUCACUGGACCAGAAUCUCUUCAAUGGCAAUGACUCGUUUCGCACCGACUCAGCCAGUCCCACAUGCACAUCCCACGAAUCAUUGGAGGGCUCCAACGACUACGAUGCCGAAAAGGGUGAAAGUCCACGCAGCAAUGCCUCCGAUCCCCGGGAUUUAAGGCAUACCCAUCGCAGUGACAAACCAUCGACAUCAUGUGCCUCCUCCAUGGCUGCCGUCUCGGCAGCAGCCGCCGCAGCUGUGGCCUCCAUAGCCUCGUCACAGGCAGCAGCGGCCGCCUCUUCGGCCACGGUAUCAUCACACAUGUCCCACCAUCCACAUCAUCCCCAUGCUCCGCCCCACCAUGUACCGCAUCAUUUACCCCCGCUCAGUGCCCAUCAUCAUCACCAUCAUCCGAACAGCAGCCUCUUGGCAGCGGCCAGUAUGAGCCAUAGUUUGGGCUUGGGAGGUCCACCGGGUCUGAGACCACCACCAGGCCAUAUACCCGAUAUGUGUCCUGUUUGUGGUAUUAAACUAUCGGCUGAUGAGUGGAACUCUCAUUUUCUAACGGAACUGGAUCGUUUGUAUAAAUUGAGUUCCGGUAUGGAGAGAUCGAAUUUACAGGCCACUUAUAUGUUUGCCCAACCCUGCCCCUCACAAGAGAAUGCCAUUAGGACCAGCCAUAAUCGUUGGGAGACCUUUCAAAGAAUACGCAACAAUCGCCAAAAUCGUUUACGCAUCAAGGUACGUAAGCGUAAAUAUGGCGACAUGUAUUUCAUGGAGAAUAUGUUUUGCAAUUCCUGUCCGAUUUGCAAACGGAAAUAUGCCCUCGAGGUUGGUGGUAAACUGCCAGAUGAUGAGAACAAGCAACAGGAUGAAAUCGAAACUGUGGAUGUGGAAUCUUGCAAUGAUGAUGUACCUGAUUCGAAUUCGGAACUGUCACAGGUACAUCAUGCUCAUAUGCCAGCUCUGAGUGGGAGUAGCAGCCAUAGUAGUAGCCAUAGCAGUUCAGGUGGUGGUGGUGGAGGUGCCAGUACACCAGGUGGCGCCAAUUUGCACAACAGUAAUAGCCAGCCAGGGAAAUUGGAUGGCAUACUGUACAGAACUGCCAAUUGUGCCAUAAGUAAGGAUAAUAUGCAUCAGACAGCCGAGGAGGAUAUUAGCACAAAUGUGGCCACCACCACCAGUGGCAGUAACAGCAGUAAUAGCAGCAGUGCUGGAAGUAGCAGCAAUUGGACAGAAGCUCAUAAUCCUGGCAGUAAUAUCAACAGCCAUACGAAUGCUGCUCAGGGGCAUAUAUCAGUGAAAAAUGUCAGCGAAUUAUCCUCGACAACCCAUCACUACUACAAUGCCGAUUCCUGCAAUGAGGAACGCAGCGCCAAGGACAUGUCCAUGGAUACUUGCAAUAAUGACAGCGAUGAGGAUGUUAUUGUGGAUGACGAUGACUCCAUUAAAAUGGCCAGCUAUAACAAGAAGAGGAAAUAUGAGGAGGCCAUGGUGGGCAGUAGCAGAAUUUCAGACAACCCCUCACCGGUGGAGGAGAGGCCACGUUCUGAGCCCCAGGUUACCAGUACCGAAACCACCGUGGAAAAUCCUCAUAACAAUAAUAAUAACAACAACACCACAAAAUACACAGCAUUUGAAGAUUUGAGAAGUAAACACAUGACCCAUCACGGCCAGCAGCUGCAAAUGCAGCAUCACCAACCACUUGAACGGGAUUCACCCAAUGGUCAUGGUCAUGGACAGGUGGCACCACAACAUCCCGGCCUCAUGCCAGGCCUUGCAGCAGCACAACAACAACAGCAACAAUUGGACUCAAAGGUGGGAAAUAGUUCGGAUAUAAAACCCGACAAUGAAGAUGAUAACAAAUGUUUCAUUUGUAAGACAGGUAUAAAGGACUUUGCGUCGGACACAUUUUUGAGAGGGCGUAACUUUUAUUUCCAUCAGAGUUGUGCCAAUGUCAUGAGCAGUUAUCGUUUGAACAAAGAACUUCAGCAGCAGCAACAACAACAGCAACAUCUUCAUCAACAAACCGAAGUUGGCAGCAGUGAUAAACCAGCCACGGUGACACAAUCCCAAUCGCAGCCAACUUCACAGCAACAUGUUGACAAUGGCCAGGCAACACACAAAGAAAGUUAAGACAAUGAGAAUUGCAGAAAAAGUGAUGAUAACUAUAGCGAAAAUAAAUUGGGAGAAUAAAAAUAAAGAGAAUCUAAUUUGUGGCCAUACAAGAAGGAGAAAUUCUGAUAAAUUUAGAUGUAUAGCAACAUGUUGCCGGACUGGGGCAACAUUCAGAAAAGUACGGUUAUUUCAAUGUCAAAUCAUCAAAUGACAAGCCUAAUUGGUGUCAAGUAUAAAUCUGUGAAAAAUUGGAAGGGAUUUUAAGUCGAGAAAAACAAAAAAAAACAUUAUAGCAACUUGUUGCUAGACUAGGAUUUUCCCUGCAACAUUUGAAGGGAAAAUGCUCAAAGCCCAUAGAAUUUAUGCAAAUUUUGAUAGAUCAUGGUUAAGCAAAUGAUCUCCUUACUCGGAAAUAAAUUUCACAGAGGAUAUUACAUGAAUCACCAAAAUCUUUUGCAACAUGUUGCCAGACACAUGUGUACAACAGCCACUACCAUCUACCACGAUAUCUUCAAAAAGGCCAUAAACCACAAAAUAAAAUAUGAAAGAAGUAUAAUUUAGAUAAGAAUUUUAAUAAUUUAAUGAAAAAAUUUAGAGACCCCCUUCCCCCUCUGUCCCUACAAUCAAAGAACGCGACAAAACAUAUAAAGAAUUUAUUAGAGAAAAAAGGAGAAAAGUAAAAUAGCAAUUUAAAUGUAGUUAAAGAAAAAGAAAAUAAAUUAUAUUUAAAAUAUAACAAAUAAAUUUCAAUUUAAAUGUAUAAAAAUUAUAAUUAUCAUCUACGAAUAUAUAAAAAAAUCCAUGUAAAUUUUGUUUUUCUUUUGUCUAGGUAACUUAAGUGUAGACUGGAUUGUAAAAAACAAGUUAAGUUCUCCCUCCACCCCUUGUAAUGCCUCUCUGUAGAUCUUUUCUUUUUGUUCCCCAACAUUUCUGUUAGAUAAUUUUUCUUAAAGGCUUCAAACAAACAAACCCCUAAUUGCCCUAAAUGUAUUAAUAAUAAAUGUGUAAUUGUUAUUUAUAUAAUUUUAACUUAAUCUAAUUGUAAUUAAAUGAAAGUAUUUUAAAUUAAUGCAAAAACAAAACAAACAAAAAUCAUAAGAAAUACACAUAUUUUAAAACAAAUACAAAAAAAUGAAAUAAAUAACAAAA
This is a messenger RNA of Musca domestica (house fly), 4549 nucleotides long. Its product is annotated as protein Teyrha-meyrha. NCBI's taxonomy places the organism in Eukaryota, Metazoa, Arthropoda, Insecta, Diptera, Muscidae. The transcript is spliced from 8 exons. The record is from RefSeq and is a predicted model, not a curated record. Gene Ontology annotation, biological process: protein ubiquitination. Gene Ontology annotation, molecular function: ubiquitin protein ligase activity. The coding region runs from base 950 to 3418 and encodes 822 amino acids.